CCCAAUGAGCUGUCGCAGCAGCGCUGAGAGGACCAGCCAUUUUACUUAUGGAAAGCAGUGUGGCAUAGAGCUUCACGGUGGAAGAAGCAUUUUUUUUUUAAUCUCUUGAAAGAAGAGAGCCACAAUGGGCAUGCUAGUGCACAAUCAUUGCAGCCACGUGUGCCUGCAAGCUGCCCCUGCGACAAGCUGUUGACUGCUGUUGCAAUUAGCUGAUUGGAGAACGGGGAAUGCAGGGUGAUAACGCCGCGUAUCAGCUCGCGGGCAGCAGCAGGAAAGGGUUUUGUCUCGGGAAGGCAAGCCUUCCCCGCACAGUUAUUUCAGCAGCUCCCCAACUGAGAGAACCCGGGCUCUGAAAAGAGGGUGCCUCCCUCUGCUAGCACUGGUCCUGCGUGAGGCUGCUGCUCACAGGUCUGGGAAAGCAGGUGUGUGCUCGGAUGGGCACUGGGCUGGAACGCAGGCAGCCGCUCUCGGGUUCACCUGCUUCCUGUGAACAGACUGUUAGCUCCGAGCAUCUGCUCCCGCUCCCGCACGCUGAAGCUGAGGCUGAGAAAGGGGCUCAGGGCAUCCCACUUGACUGACGGAGACACUUGGAUUGGACUUAAUCUUAAACCUCUGGAGGUCAAGACCUUUUUAAAAAGGGCUAAAUAAACAAUCUCUACACGGGAAAAGGCCACUGACUCCCGCUUCCUCUGCUGGAGCAACAGUGAAGUUCAGCCUCUUCAAGGAAAACUGAAGACUUUAAUAACAAACCCUUCCAGGAGAAAAUGAAUACAGAUAGCGGUGGGUGUGCUCGCAAGCGUGCGGCCAUGUCUGUCACGUUAACAUCUGUGAAGAGAGUUCAAAGUUCGCCAAACCUAUUGGCUGCAGGGCGUGAUUCUCAGUCUCCAGACUCAGCGUGGAGAUCUUACAGUGAUCGAAAUCCAGAGACACUGAACGGAGAUGCCACAUAUUCCUCUCUUGCAGCAAAGGGUUUUAGAAGCGUCCGACCAAACCUGCAAGACAAAAAAUCACCAACCCAGAGCCAGAUAACCAUCAAUGGCAACUCUGGCGGUGCUGUGAGUCCAGUCAGUUACUAUCAAAGGCCAUUCUCCCCUUCCGCGUACUCCCUUCCAGCCUCGCUCAACUCCAGCCUUAUCAUGCAGCAUGGCAGAUCACUUGAUUCUGCAGAGACCUAUUCCCAGCAUGCCCAGUCUCUGGACGGCACCAUGGGAGGCUCCAUCCCACUCUACAGAUCCUCCGAGGAAGAGAAGAGAGUGACGGUUAUCAAAGCCCCGCAUUACCCAGGGAUCGGCCCCGUGGACGAGUCCGGCAUCCCCACAGCCAUUAGAACGACAGUCGACCGGCCAAAGGACUGGUACAAGACAAUGUUUAAGCAAAUUCACAUGGUCCACAAGCCGGAUGAGGACACAGACAUGUAUAAUACUCCUUACACAUACAACGCAGGUCUGUACAACUCGCCGUACAGCGCUCAGUCACACCCUGCUGCGAAGACCCAGACGUACAGACCCCUUUCCAAGAGCCACUCAGACAACGGCACAGAUGGUUUCAAGGAGACGCCCUCCCCAGUGCCUCCCCCGCAUGUCCCGCCACGACCGAGAGAUCAAUCUUCGACAGAAAAGCAUGACUGGGACCCUCCAGACAGAAAGGUGGACACCAGAAAAUUCCGGUCAGAGCCAAGGAGCAUUUUUGAAUAUGAACCUGGGAAGUCAUCCAUUCUGCAGCAUGAAAGACCCCCUCCUAAAAAGGCUCUGGACUAUGUUCAAGACCACUCUUCCGGUGUUCCCAAUGAGGCCUCCAUCUAUCAGCCCUCCAUUGACAGAAGCCUAGAAAGACCCAACAGUUCCGCCAGCAUGGCUGGGGACUUCCGGAAGCGGAGGAAGAGUGAACCUGCAGUGGGCCCACCCAGAGGCCUGGGGGAUCAGAGUAUGAGCAGGACCAGCCCCAGCCGGGCAGACCUCCCAGGAUCAAGCUCCACAUUCACCAAGUCUUUCAUUAGCUCUUCUCCUUCCUCUCCCUCAAGAGCCCAAGGUGGGGACGAUAGCAAAAUGUGUUCAUCCCUUUGCAGUCACUCGGGGCUCAAUGGCGCCCCCUCUGGUGAGUUAGAGUACUGUAGCGCUUAUAGACAGCAUUUGGAUGUCCCCCGGGACUCGCAAAGGGCCAUCACCUUCAAGAAUGGCUGGCAAAUGGCCCGGCAAAAUGCGGAGAUCUGGAGCAGCACGGAAGAGACCGUGUCCCCCAAAAUCAAAUCGCGUAGCUGUGAUGAUCUCCUGAAUGACGAUUGCGACAGCUUCCCAGACCCUAAAGCCAAGUCAGAAAGUAUGGGUUCUCUGUUAUGCGAGGAAGACUCCAAAGAGAGCUGCCCCAUGGCGUGGACUUCCCCCUAUAUCCAGGAAGUGUGUGUUAACGGCAGAUCCAGAAUCAAACACAGGUCAGCCCAUAAUGCCCCGGGCUUCCUCAAAAUGUACAAGAAGAUGCAUCGCAUCAACCGCAAGGAUUUGAUGAAUUCGGAGGUAAUUUGCUCCGUGAAGUCCAGGAUACUGCAGUAUGAAAACGAACAGCAGCAUAGGGGGCUGCUCCAUGGUUGGAGCCAGUCUUCCACCGAGGAGGUGCCCAGGGACAUGGUACCCACCCGCAUUUCGGAAUUUGAAAAGCUGAUACAGAAGUCCAAAUCCAUGCCCAAUCUAGGGGAUGAGAUGUUGUCUCCCAUCACCCUGGAACCCCAACAAAACGGCCUGUGUCCCAAGAGACGAUUUUCUAUUGAGUCUCUGCUGGAAGAAGAAACUCAGGGUAGACAGCCUUCUCAGGGUCAGCGAAACUGCAAGUCUAAAACCCUGGUGCCCAUCCACAUCGAAGUCACCAGCGACGAGCAACCCAGAGCUCACAUGGAGUUUUCCGACAGUGAUCAAGAUGGAGUUGUGUCUGACCACAGCGACUACAUUCACGUCGAAGGGUCAUCCUUUUGCAGCGAAAGCGAUUUCGACCAUUACUCCUUCACAUCCUCCGAAAGCUUCUAUGGUUCCAGCCAUCACCACCACCACCAUCACCACCACCAUCACCGGCACCUCAUCAGCUCCUGCAAAGGCCGAUGUCCAGCCUCUUACACUCGGUUUACCACAAUGCUAAAGCAUGAACGAGCUAAGCAUGAGAACACGGACCCACCCAGGAGGCAAGAUAUGGACCCCGGCCUGUCUAAACUAGCAUUUCUAGUCAGCCCCGUGCCUUUCCGAAGGAAAAAGAAUUUGACUCCCCAAAAACAGACUGAACAGGCAAAAUGCAAAGCCUCCGUAGUCGAGGCUCUGGACUCUGCCCUGAAGGACAUCUGCGACCAAAUCAAGGCUGAGAAAAGGAGGGGGAGCCUGCCGGACAACAGCAUACUGCAUAGGCUUAUCAGCGAGCUGUUGCCAGAGAUCCCGGAGAGGAAUUCAUCCCUUAACGCUCUAAAACGGAGCCCUGGGCACCAGCCUUUCCACCCACUGCCUCAAGAUGGUGCUAUUCAUUGUCCACUGUACCAAAACGACUGUGGGAGGAUGCCUCACAGUGCCUCUUUCCCAGACGUGGACGCAACCAAUAGCAGCUACUAUGCCCAAGAUUACGGUAGUGAGCUGAGUUUCCGAGACCACGAGUCCCCUAGAAGUUACUCAUCUACUUUGACUGACCUGGGAAGAAGCGUAUCACGGGAACGAAGAGGGACUCCAGAAAAAGAGAAAUUGCCUGCAAAAGCUGUCUAUGAUUUCAAAGCUCAGACAUCUAAGGAGCUAUCAUUUAAGAAAGGAGAUACCGUCUACAUCCUCAGGAAAAUUGACCAGAACUGGUACGAGGGCGAGCACCACGGGAGAGUGGGCAUUUUCCCAAUCUCAUACGUAGAGAAACUGAUGCCUCCAGAGAAAGCACAACCGGCCAGACCACCACCCCCAGUCCAGCCUGGAGAGAUCGGAGAAGCCAUAGCCAAAUACAACUUCAAUGCCGACACAAACGUGGAGCUCUCCCUGCGAAAGGGCGAUAGGAUUAUUCUUCUUAAAAGAGUUGAUCAAAACUGGUAUGAAGGCAAGAUCCCGGGCAGCAACAGGCAAGGCAUCUUCCCUGUGUCCUAUGUAGAAGUCAUCAAGAAGAAUGCAGAAGGUGCCGAGGAGUACCCCGCCCCUCCCAUACCCCACAGCUACUCUAGCGACAGAGUCCACAGCCUAAGCUCCAACAAGCCACAUCGUUCUGUGUUCACUCAUGACAACAUUCAAGGUCAGGGGGAACCGUUUCAGGCUCUGUAUAACUAUACUCCUAGGAAUGAAGAUGAGCUGGAGCUCAGAGAGAGCGAUGUCGUGGAUGUCAUGGAGAAAUGUGAUGACGGAUGGUUCGUGGGAACUUCGAGAAGAACCAAAUUCUUUGGGACUUUUCCCGGAAACUAUGUCAAGAGGCUGUGAAUCGCCUUCUUCCUCAUUUACUCCGCAUUUUUGGUCACACAUCCACACAACUCACCUGGAACAUCCCAGCAGGCCUGCCGCUGUCAUGCCUUAUGGUUUCCCAAGGCCAUUGCCAUCUCCACCUGCCGCCACCAAAUCACCAGCAGCAACUGCCGCUGUGAGCCUUAGGGAGGCUGGGCGCUUAUAGGGAAAUGUGGCAAAACUUACACCCACAUCAAUGCGGUUUCCUGCUUUCUGCCCUGAACUUUAAAAAUCUCUGUGUAUGGAAUCAGAAUGAAAGUCAUCGUACUUAAAAAGAGUGGAAGAGUUAAGGCAGGAAAAAAAAGAGGAGAGGAAAGAAAGAAAGAAAGAAAGAAAGAAAGAAAGAAAGAAAGAAAGAAAGAAAGAAAGAAAGAAAGAAAGAAAAGAAAGAAAAGAAAAGAAAGAAGGAAGGAAGAAAGAAAAGAGACUCUCUAGGAGACUGGCUGGUCUCAUCACGGCUAUACUUCCCCCUCUCUAGAAGGUGUUCUGUGCUCAGGAACCAGACUGUUUUCUGAAAUGCUGUGGUUUGCAUUUUCACCCUCAGCUUGGCAGUGUGUUUUCCUCUCACGAGUUUGCCUAGUGCCCUGGUUUACACUGUAUAACAACUAUACUUCAGCUAUUGUUUGCCUGCACUUCUUACAUAUCGUUUUAUGCACAGUGAUUUAUAAAAUCUAGAGCGAGUAGGAAGGUUAACUGGGACGGCUGUGAUUUCUGUUGGCUGCAUUAAGUUCUCACCCAGGAGUCUUAUCCUGCCCAUUUUUUUGUGUACUUAUUAGAAGUGCAAACAGUGAGUGAUUAAGAAGCCAUUGGUCACUACCAUGACUAUCAUGAAGGUUUAGCCACACUGCGGGACAAAUCGUGUUGUAAAUUUGCAUUGCUGUUUUAUAUUAAAAUGUAAUCAUCGGCAUCAUGAACAAUGAGCUCUUAGUGUUUUAUUUAUCUGUUAAAACUUAAAAAGCAGUGUUAGUAAGAGAGGCAAAGAGAUGGAAGUAAGUGGGUUUCACUGCGUAUGUACACUUACACAUAAGGACAUAUAAAUCAGAUGCUAUAUUGUACAUUUUAUGGACAUGUAAAAGAAUCCCACAUUAUUUUAUAGAGUACCUCGGGAGCAUCCUGAGUGUUAAGGCUGGCUUUAGCAAGGACUAUGAUCUAUGUCUAGCAAGGACAAUUAUUUUUACUAUAAUAAUUAUUUUUCUUCUAUAAAACCCAGAAUCCUGACUCAAUUUCCAGACAGGACUAUAUAUGUUGAGCCUCAUUUUUCUGGUGUGUGUAAAAUACUUCCUAGAAAUAAUGAGGCGAUUUCAGAAAUAAUGGUUAAAUCAUUCAGGUUGUAUUUCCUGCCCCCAAACAGUUCCACAAAACGAUACCAAACCUGAAAGAUUUAAUGGAUUCACAGUGCCUGUGUUCCGCAUACUCUGAGACAUAGCUUUGUAUUUCGAAUGAAUUUGCAUAAGACCUGUUCAUCUUUGAAAUCUUUAGCACCUUAUAGACAAAACUUUUUAUGGCUUUUCUCCGUGGGCAAUGCUUGAUCUCACACAACAUGUAGACUCCAGCAUUUUGUAUAUAUGUUUGUUCUUUUCUUUUGUACAGACUAUUGUUCAGAAAAUGGGGAUUUCCCAAUUUGGUCUUUAUCCUGCACUUAAACUGAGUUUAAACUCUUUCGGCAGGUCUCCCUUGAGGCUCUCUUCACAGAUCACAGGCUAGUACGAAUCUGGAAGAUAACAUCUACACAAAAUUCUAUGAAUUGGAAAGAUCUUUGUAUCCAACCUGAAAUGCACGUAGAUACUGGCAACAGAGGAAUGUUACUAAGGGGGUAGGGACAAAAACACCUUUGAGAAGCUCACUUUACUCUCCAGUUCACGACCAGCUUUCUAUUAGGAAAACUCGGGAUUGGCAAUCAGCCAGCCAAGUGCAGCUUUGCUGAUGAAUGACUACUUCUUUUUCACACCAUUUAUGAAAACAAAUCUUCAACUCUGCUGCCUGUUCUAUUUAAGAAAAUUUGCUGUUUCUACUCUCUGUAUCUGAUUUUAAAAGGGAAAAAACAUUCAUACCUGGCUUUCAGGUCAUUGACUUUGAAUUCUUACAAAGCAAAGGUCAUUGUGUUUUUCUUGAGUAGAUACCUAAUAAAUUUUGCUUGAAAAUA
This is a messenger RNA of Microtus ochrogaster (prairie vole), 6579 nucleotides long. RefSeq names its product sorbin and SH3 domain containing 2 (gene Sorbs2). NCBI's taxonomy places the organism in Eukaryota, Metazoa, Chordata, Mammalia, Rodentia, Cricetidae. The record is from RefSeq and is a predicted model, not a curated record. Gene Ontology annotation, molecular function: protein binding. Gene Ontology annotation, cellular component: plasma membrane; synapse; neuronal cell body. Gene Ontology annotation, biological process: Notch signaling pathway.